AUGGCGGUUACCAAGGAAAUAUUGGACGAAAUCGCGCUGUCCCGGGCGGAAUACGACAUGAUCGUUGACCGGCUGGACCGGGAGCCCAACCCGGUGGAGUUGGGUAUGUUCGGCGCGCUCUGGAGCGAGCACUGCGGCUACAAGCACUCUCGCCCGUUGCUGGGGAUGCUGCCCUCGCGUUCCGCGCGGACCCUCUCCCAGGCCGGCGCCGAGAACGCUGGCGCCAUUGACAUCGGCAAUGGACUGGCCGUGGUGUUCAAGGUGGAGUCCCACAACCACCCGUCGGCGGUGGAACCGUUGCAGGGCGCCGCAACCGGCGUCGGCGGCAUCGUUCGCGACAUCCUGGCCAUGGGGGCGCGGCCGAUCGCCCUGCUCAACUCUCUCCGGUUCGGCCCGCCCGACUCCGCCGCGAACCGGCGGCUCCUCAAGGGUGUCGUGGACGGCAUCGGCUGGUACGGAAACUGCAUCGGCGUGCCGGACGUUGCCGGCGAAAUCUACUUCGACGAAUGCUAUUCGCAGAACCCGCUGGUAAAUGCGAUGUGCGUCGGCAUUGCCCGCAUCGAGGACCUGGCCAGCGCCGCAGCCGAUAGGACCGGAGAUGUACUGCUGCUGGCUGGCGCGGGCACUGGCCGUGACGGUAUCCACGGCGCGUCCGGUCUGGCGUCGCGGACCUUUGAGGAGGAGCAGGAACUCCGGCCCACGGUGCAGGUGGGCAAUCCUUUCCUGGAAAAAUCGUUGAUCGAGGCCUGCCUCGAAGCCCUGGCCACGGGCCGGGUGCGCGCGUUGCAGGACCUCGGCGCGGCCGGCCUCACCAGCGCCGCGGUGGAAUCGGCGGCGCGCGGCGGUCGGGGUAUCGCGCUGGACAUCAGCCAGGUGCACCGUCGCGAAUCCGGCAUGACCGGCUACGAGGUGAUGCUGUCGGAAUCCCAGGAGCGAAUGUUGCUGGCCGCCGCGCCGGAACACGUGCCCGCCAUCCGCGAGGUAUUCGACAAGUGGGACAUCGCGUGCCGUCCGGUUGGCGCGGUAACCGAAGAACCAUACGCGUUGAUAACCGAUGGGGCAGAACCGAUAGCCUCCACGCCCGUGUCCCACCUGAGCGACGCCCCGCGCUAUCGCCUGACCGGCCGGCAAUCCGCGGAGGCAAUUGAUCGGCAACGUCUGCGGCUGAGGGACAUACCCGUUCCGUCCGACGCGGGAGCGGCCCUGCUGCACCUCCUCGCGUCUCCCAAUAUCGCCAGCCGCCAAAGCGUCUACCGGCAGUACGACCACCAGGUACAGACCAACACGGUUGUCGGGCCCGGCGCCGGCGACGCGGCGGUGCUGCGGAUCAAGGACACGGGCCAGGCCAUCGCGGUGGCCAUCGACGGCAACGGACGCCACUGCUUCCUCGACCCCUACCGCGGCGGCCAGAUGGUCGUGGCGGAGGUAACGCGCAACCUGUCCUGCGUCGGCGCGGAACCCCUCGCGCUCACCGACUGCCUGAACUUCGGCAACCCGGAGCGGCCCGAAGUCUACUACCAACUGGAACAGUCCAUCCGCGGCAUGGCCCGGGCGUGCCGGGCGUUGGGAGUGCCAGUGGUCAGCGGCAACGUGAGCCUGUACAACGAAAGCCAGGGCACGGCCAUAUUCCCCACGCCGAUCGUGGGCGGCCUGGGCCUGUUGACCGACGUCAAGCAACACUGCGGCGCGGGGUUCCCUGGCGCCGGGCUGGCGGUCGUGCUGCUCGGUGCGGACCAGCUAACCGCCCGCGCGUCCGACCUGGCCGGCAGCGAAUAUCUCAGCGCGGUACACGGCCUCGUGAAGGGCCGUCCCCGGAUCGAUUUGGAUCUGGAGCGACGGGUGCAGGGCUUCUGCCGCAGCCUUAUCGCGGGCGCGCUGGCCAAGUCCGCCCACGACUGCUCGGAUGGCGGAUUGGCGGUCGCGCUGGCGGAGUGCUGUAUCAUUGGUGACAAUCGUAUUGGGGGAACGGGACCGGUGGGGUUUCGCGCGUCAGACGAAUUCGCGAACGGAGUUCCGUCCCGAUGGGACGCCGCGCUGUUCGGCGAGGCGCCAUCCCGCAUCGUGGUCACGCUGGAACCGGAAUAUGUGCCGAGCGUUUUGCAGUCGGCCGAAGCAGCCGGAGUGCCGGCAUUGACGAUGGGUACGACCGGCGGGAGCCGGCUGACCCUGGGGAGCCCGAUGGAUCUGCCCGUGGACAAGUUGGCUGGCGCGUGGCAUGGAGGAUUGAACACCGCCUUGCAAUAA
Molecule: messenger RNA, 2244 nt
Organism: Geodia barretti
Lineage: Eukaryota; Metazoa; Porifera; Demospongiae; Tetractinellida; Geodiidae
Source: the annotation of a GenBank genome assembly